AUGGCGACGUUGAAGGACGUUGCGAUGCAACUGAAAUCCAUUACUAGCAUCCAGAAGAUUACGUCUUCCAUGAAAAUGGUUGCUUCAGCCAAGUUUGCCAAGGCCGAGCGCGAGUUGAGGUUGGCUGUUCCCUACGGUACUAGUGCUGCUGCCUUUUACGAGAAAACGGGCAUUGUGGCGCAGCAGAAAGAGGACCACCCGCCCGUUAAAAAUCACCUUGUGAUUGCGAUCACUUCCGAUCGUGGUCUUUGUGGAGCUGUCAACAGCACUAUUGGAAAGCUUUUACGUGAAAUGCUCUCGCACCCUCCCGCCGGUGAAGAUAUAAAACUGGUUCUUAUCGGUGACAAAGCUCGUGCCUUCCUCACCCGUCAGUUUUCGGAGCACUUCCUCAUGUCCUUCACUGAGGUCGGGAAGAGGCCUCCAACUUUUGAAGAUGCCUCGCUGAUCACACAAGCUCUGCUCGACUGCGAUUUCAAGUUUGACAAAGCUACGUUAUUUUACAACAAGUUUAAGUCGGUAGUUUCCUACACCCCCAUCGAUCAACCCAUCUUUAACCUCGAGCAACUGCAACAUGCUCCAUCGCUUGCGCUCUACGAUUCCGUGGAUGAUGAGGCGCUUCGUAGCUACAACGAAUUUCUCCUUUCGUCCUUCAUCUUCUACGCUUUGAAAGAGGCCGCUGCGAGUGAGCACUCGUCCAGAAUGACUGCCAUGCAAUCGGCUACAAAGAAUGCCAGUGAAAUGAUCGAUGAGUUGACCCUUGCCUUGAACAGGACUCGUCAGGCUGUCAUCACGAAGGAGCUGAUCGAAAUUAUCUCCGGUGCCGCCGCUGUCUAG
This is a messenger RNA of Echinococcus granulosus, 834 nucleotides long. Its product is annotated as ATP synthase subunit gamma. Bases 1 to 834 code for a protein of 277 amino acids. The record is from RefSeq and is a predicted model, not a curated record. Gene Ontology annotation, molecular function: proton-transporting ATP synthase activity, rotational mechanism. Lineage: Eukaryota; Metazoa; Platyhelminthes; Cestoda; Cyclophyllidea; Taeniidae. The transcript has 2 exons. Gene Ontology annotation, biological process: proton motive force-driven ATP synthesis.